Messenger RNA from Ambispora gerdemannii, 1080 nucleotides. The record is from the annotation of a GenBank genome assembly. NCBI's taxonomy places the organism in Eukaryota, Fungi, Glomeromycota, Glomeromycetes, Archaeosporales, Ambisporaceae.
AUGAAAAAAUGGCAAGAAAAAGUUAAUACCGUCUUUGGUCAAUUAAUUAAUAAAGAACAGAAAUUUGGUGUUGAACACCUUGAUGCAAUUAUUAAAAAAUAUAUUGGCUCAGCAUUAUUUGUAGCACCUCCAAAUGUUGUGAUUCUUGAGCCUGGAAAAGCUCCAAGCAAAAAUGAGUACAUUCAUCAGACUGUUAACAUGUUUCUCGAAGACUUUGGUUAUAUGAAGAAUAGUGUAUUACAUUUGAUGUGUGAUGAAGCAAUUUAUCAUCGCAUGAAAGAUUACAAGAAUGAAGAGCAAAUAGUAUAUUGUAUUUUAGGACAAUGGCAUACUAAUAAGUCAAUGUGCAGUGUACUAAUUGCUAUUUUUUUGGUUAUGGACUUUUUGGACUUGUCGCACAGCUUGGAAGAGAAUAUUUCUAUUAGUGAUAUCCUUACAACAAAUAACAAUCUGCUUAAAGUAUGGUAUAACUUUUACCAAUGGGUAGAAUACUUGAAAUUGCAUAAGCUUGAAGCUCUUUGGAAAUUAAUUACUAAACUCAAAGUAGGAUUUAGCAGCUCACAGCCAGAAUCACAUCCCUUAUUUGCAGAAGAUAUACAAUUGAUAGAUGUUGGUUUCCAACAAAUAUUUACUUGCUAUGAAUCAGGAAUCGAAAAAAUAACCAUCAUAGUUGAGCAAGAUAUUCAUCAUACUGUUCUCCAAGUGAAAAAGAAGAAGACUGACUGCAUAUCAGAAAUAAGAGUAGAAGCAGAAGACAGCAGUUCUGUGCAAGCCCCAGAACUAAUUAAUAUGGAAGUUGAAGAAAUCAAUCCAGAAUUAAUUAAUAUGAAAGUUGAAAAAAUCAAUAAAGAAGACUUGCAAUCAAUACCAUUAUCUGAGAUCAGUCUGUCUUCCAAAUCUACACUUCAAACAUCACAUCCAACAAAAUACAAAUUCACAGUGGUUGAAGAACAAUACCUAAAACAGCUUGAAGCAUACAAAGACUUCACUAUAUUACCCAGAGAAGUUGUAAAUAAGCUGGUGGAAAAGUUGUCACAAUAUACUGAUUAUUGGACACCAAAGCGAGUUCGAGAUCGAUGA